CAUGGAAGCAACCAAGCUUUGAUAGCGCACGACUUUGGAUCCACUGCAUGAAUCUGCAUGGCUUUCAUGUGAACUAGCACUUAAGACCUUGUGUAACAACAUGGACACUGGGGACCCAGCUAUAGGACAAAGAGCUACCUCAAGGUCUGGAGACUCUGAUAUAGCUUCAGGUAGAUGGAGACAGGAGCCAUCGGCUGUUAAGAUGAGCACUUUUGGCAGUCAAGAAGGACAGAGGCAAACACAAAUCGAUCCCGAGCAAAUCGGAAACACAGCAUCAGCACAACUGUUUGGUUCUGGGAAACUGGCAUCACCCAAUGAAGUGGUCCAGCAAGUCCCAGAGAAGCAAUAUCCACCUCACCAUCCGAAUCCUUAUUCCUGCCAACACUCACUCCCUUUUCCUCAGCACUCUUUGCCACAGGGGGUCAUGCACAGCAACAAGCUCCAUCAGAGCCUAGAAGGCCCUCCGUGGCUCUUUCCUGGCCAUUUGCAAUCUGUUGCCUCUGAGGACUUAUUUCCUUUUCCUCUACAUGGCCACAGUGGUGGCUAUCACAGAAAAAAGAUUUCAAGUCUGAACCCUGCUUAUAGCCAAUACUCCCAGAAAAGUAUCGACCAGUCUGAAGAUGCUCACAAGAAAGAGCACAAACCCAAAAAGCCCGGCAAAUACAUUUGCCCUUACUGCAGUAGGGCAUGUGCCAAACCAAGCGUACUGAAAAAGCAUAUCAGAUCCCAUACUGGUGAGCGGCCAUAUCCAUGUAUACCUUGUGGUUUCUCUUUCAAGACAAAAAGCAAUUUGUACAAGCACAGGAAGUCCCAUGCUCAUGCAAUUAAGGCUGGGUUAGUACCUUUCACCGAGUCAGCGGUAUCUAAAUUGGACCUAGAGGCUGGUUUUAUUGAUGUCGAAGCAGAAAUACAUUCAGAUGGUGAGCAGAGUACAGACACAGAUGAGGAGAAUUCAUUAUUUGUUGAGUCUUCUGAGAAAAUGAGCCCCUGCCCACCAAUCCCAUUGGAUAUUGCUGGCAGAGGCAGCUAUCAUGGGUCAUUGGAAGAGUCUUUAGGAGGUCCCAUAAAGGUGCCGAUUCUGAUUAUCCCAAAAAGUGGGAUUCCAUUGCCUAAUGAAAGUUCUCAGUAUAUUGGCUCUGAUAUGCUACCAAAUCCAUCUUUAAAUGCUAAAGCUGAUGACUCUCACACGGUUAAGCAGAAACUUGCACUAAGACUGUCAGAGAAAAAAGGACACGAUUCUGAGCCAUCUGUAAACCUUCUGAGCCCGCAUAGUAAAGGAAGCACUGAUUCGGGAUACUUUUCUCGCUCAGAAAGUGCAGAGCAGCAAAUAAGCCCUCCAAAUACAAAUGCAAAGUCUUAUGAAGAAAUCAUCUUUGGAAAAUAUUGCCGGCUUAGUCCAAGAAAUGCACUCAGUGUUACACCCACAAGUCAGGAGGGCACCACAAUGGGUAGGAAGGGCAUGAUGGAAUCAUUACCUCACAUAAACACCAGGUUAGAUGUCAAGAUGUUUGAAGAUCCUGUAUCACAACUGAUUCCAGGCAAAGGAGACAUUGACCCCAGUCAAACGGGCAUGCUGAAAUCCACUAAAUACAAUAGUGAGUCCAGACAACCCCAGCCGAUGGUAUCAUCUGUCAGGAAUGAAGGAAAAUUUUAUUCAGCAAAUUUCCAAGGCAGCAACCCAGUCCUCUUAGAUGCUCCUGUAGACUCUUCACCCCUUAUUAGAAGCAACUCAAUGCCAACUUCUUCAGCAACUAAUUUAAGUAUUCCCCCUUCUUUGAGAGGAAGUCACUCAUUUGAUGAAAGAAUGACUGGUUCGGAUGAUGUAUUCUAUCCAGGGACUGUAGGAAUACCACCUCAGCGUAUGUUAAGAAGACAGGCAGCAUUUGAGCUGCCGUCAGUACAGGAGGGGCAUGUGGAGGUAGAGCAUCAUGUUAGAAUGUCAAAAGGCAUCACAGGUUCAUCACUGAAGGAAAAGAAAUUUUUUUCUGGGGAUAGGGUUGGGUAUGACUAUGAUAUAGGUCAGAAACCCUACAAGAAGUGGGAAGACUCUGAAACACCAAAGCAAAGCUACAGGGACAUUUCCUGCUUAAGUUCUUUAAAACAUGGCGGAGAGUAUUUUAUGGAUCCAUCGGUACCACUGCAGGGAGUGCCAACCAUGUUUGGAACUACAUGUGAAAACAGAAAACGCCGGAAAGAGAAGAGUGUAGGAGACGAGGAAGACACCCCCAUGAUUUGCAGCAGCGUUGUAAGCACUCCCAUGGGCUUAAUGACUUCAGAGUAUGACCCUAAAUUGCAGAUGCAGGAGGGCGUGAGGAGUGGAUUUGCCAUGAUUGGACAUGAGAACCCUGCUCAUGGUCACGGGGAACGCUUUGACCCAUGCCGACCCCAACUGCAAUCUGGAAGUGCAUCUCUUGGGUCAGAGGAGUCACCCUUAGCCACUGACUCAGACAAGAUGUCAGACUUGGGGGGCAGGAAACCUCCUGGAAAUGUGAUUUCUGUGAUUCAGCACACAAACUCGCUGAGCCGACCCAAUUCGUUUGAAAGAUCUGAGUCUGCGGAACUUGUGACUUCUGCACAAGAUAAAGCCUCUUCACCUUCUGAGACUUGUGACAGUGAGCUUUCAGAAGCCCCAGUGAGUCCACAGUGGGCUGCACAGGGGGACAGUGCAGAAAGUGGGGGGAAGCCAUCCCCUUCUCAGCAGGUACCGCAUCAGUCCUAUCAUGCACAGCCCAGGUUGGUUCGCCAGCACAAUAUUCAAGUCCCUGAGAUCCGUGUGACAGAAGAGCCUGACAAACCAGAGAAGGAGAAAGAAGCACAGAGUAAGGAACCAGAAAAGCCUGUGGAGGAAUUUCAGUGGCCCCAGAGAAGUGAGACCCUUUCCCAGCUCCCGGCUGAAAAGUUGCCACCUAAAAAGAAGCGUUUGCGCCUUGCAGAUAUGGAACACUCCUCUGGGGAGUCCAGCUUUGAGUCCACAGGAACCGGCCUCUCUCGAAGCCCCAGUCAAGAUAGCAACUUAUCCCAUUGCUCCAGUUUUUCAAUGUCUUUUGAAAGAGACGAAACCAUUAAGCUUGUGGCACCUCCGAGGCAGGAUGAAUUCGGGAAGCAUUCUGAGUUUCUGACCGUCCCUGCUGGCUCAUACUCUCUGUCUGUCCCUGGUCAUCACCACCAGAAAGAGAUGCGGCGUUGUUCAUCUGAGCAGAUGCCUUGCCCUCACCCCACGGAAGUCCCUGAAAUUAGGAGCAAAUCAUUUGAUUAUGGAAACUUGUCUCAUGCUCCUGUGGGAGGGGGGUCAGCCUCAACAUUAUCACCAUCACGAGAGAGGAAGAAAUGCUUCUUGGUUCGGCAGGCUUCCUUCAGUGGUUCUCCAGAGAUUGCCCAGGGUGAUGCUGGCUUGGAUCAGAGUGUGAAGCAGGAGCAGAUGGAGCAACUGCACGCAGGCCUCAGGUCUGUGUGGCACCACGGUCCAUCUGCUCUGCUUCCUCCCCUGCAAGCGGAUGACCCUGGAAAGCAGGUCGUGGGGCCUAGUGGCCAACUGAGUACUGGGUCCCUCCACCUGGCUCAACAACAGAUCAUGCACAUUGACAGUCCGGAUUCUUUGAGAAACCCCUUGAUACAACCCACAUCUUAUAUUGGCAGCAAGCACUUAGGUGAACAGCCACAUUUAUUUCCCCAUCAAGAGACGAUUCCAUUUUCUCCGCUUCAGAAUGCUUUGUUUCAGUUUCAGCAUCCCACUGUCUGUAUGGUUCAUCUGCCAGCUCAGCAGCCUCCCUGGUGGCAGGCCCAUUUCCCAUCUCCCUUUGCUCCACACCCUCAGAAGAGCUACGGCAAGCCUUCUUUCCAGUCAGAAAUUCAUUCUACCUACCCCUUAGAGCACGUUUCAGAGCACACUGGAAAGAAAACUGCUGAUUAUGCACACGCAAAAGAGCAAACAUACCCAUGUUAUUCAGGAACAUCAGGGCCACACUCAAAGAGCCUUCUUCCAAAGUUGCCCUCAGACUCAAGCACUAAGUCAAUGGAUACUCCCUCCGAGCAGCUUUUCCAAGAAGAUUUUGCCUCGGCAAAUGCUGCACCUUUACAGUCCUUACCAGGAACAGUGGUUCCUGUUAGAAUCCAGACUCAUGUACCAUCCUAUGGGAGUGUCAUGUACACAAGCAUUUCUCAGAUACUUGGGCAGAACAGUCCUGCAAUUGUCAUAUGCAAAGUUGAUGAGAAUAUGACACAAAGAACACUGGUAACCAGCGCAGCCAUGCAAGGAAUAGGGUUUAACAUUGCGCAGGUGUUAGGGCAGCAUGCAGGCUUGGAAAAAUAUCCCAUUUGGAAAGUACCUCAGACCUUACCCCUUGGCUUAGAAUCCUCAAUCCCGUUAUGUUUACCUUCUACCUCUGAUAGUGUCGCCACCCUUGGAGGUAGCAAGCGCAUGCUUUCUCCAGCCAGCAGCUUAGAACUCUUCAUGGAAACAAAGCAGCAGAAACGGGUGAAAGAGGAAAAGAUGUACGGACAGAUUGUUGAGGAGCUCAGUGCUGUGGAGCUAACCAACUCUGACAUCAAAAAGGAUCUCUCUCGCCCACAGAAGCCACAGUUGGUUCGGCAAGGCUGCGCUUCUGAGCCGAAGGAUGGCUCACAGUCAAGAUCAUCUUCCUUCUCCUCACUAUCACCCUCCUCAUCUCAAGACCACCCAUCUGUUGGCACUCCCUCGAGGGAGCCAUUCCCACCCAGCAGGGAGAUGCUUUCUGGCUCCAGGGGCCCGCCUCCAGGGCAGAGGUCCAGUGGGCCUUCUGAAAGCAGAGAAUCAUCAGAUGAGUUAGAUAUUGAUGAGACAGCAUCUGACAUGAGUAUGAGCCCACAGAGUUCUUCAUUGCCACCAGGGGACAGUCAUCCUGAAGGUCAAGGCAAGGGCCAGAAGAUGCCUGUUGGUAUGCUGGUCCAGAUGGCAUCUGACCCAAGUGGGAAAGUGGCAAACUCAACUCUUCUUUUCACGGACGUGGCAGAUUUCCAGCAAAUUCUUCAGUUCCCCAGUCUGCGGACAACAACCACUGUGAGUUGGUGCUUCUUGAAUUAUACAAAACCCAAUUAUGUGCAACAGGCCACCUUCAAAUCCUCAGUCUACGCUUCAUGGUGCAUUAGUUCCUGUAACCCAAACCCAUCGGGACUGAACACCAAGACCACGCUGGCUCUUCUGAGAUCCAAGCAAAAAAUCACCGCAGAGAUUUAUACUCUGGCUGCUAUGCAUAGACCUGGAACUGGCAAGCUGACAUCAUCAAGUGCUUGGAAACAGUUUGCUCAGAUGAAACCUGAUGCAUCAUUUUUAUUUGGCAGCAAACUAGAGAGGAAACUAGUGGGAAAUAUGUUAAAGGACAGAGGGAAAGGAGAUAAUCAUGGAGAUAAAGAGAUCGGAUCCAAACAAACUGAGCCAAUCCGAAUCAAGAUUUUUGAAGGAGGGUAUAAAUCAAAUGAGGACUAUGUGUAUGUUAGAGGACGUGGACGUGGAAAGUACAUUUGUGAAGAAUGUGGGAUUCGCUGUAAGAAGCCAAGCAUGCUCAAAAAACAUAUUCGCACUCAUACUGAUGUCCGGCCUUAUGUAUGCAAGUUAUGUAACUUUGCCUUCAAAACAAAAGGGAACCUAACGAAGCAUAUGAAAUCUAAAGCACACAUGAAAAAAUGCUUGGAGUUGGGAGUCUCAAUGACAUCUGUGGAUGACACAGAAACGGAGGAAGCAGAAAAUAUGGAAGAUUUGCACAAAGCAACUGAGAAGAACAGCAUGUCCAGCAUUUCGACCGAUCAUCAGUUUUCAGAUGCUGAGGAAUCAGAUGGCGAGGAUGGGGAUGACAAUGAUGAUGAUGAUGAAGAUGAUGAUGACUUUGAUGACCAGGGAGAUUUGACACCCAAAACAAGAUCAAGAAGCACCAGUCCCCAGCCUCCUAGGUUCUCCUCCUUGCCUGUGAAUGUUGGCGCUGUGCCCCAUGGGGUUCCUUCAGAUGGUUCCUUGGGACAUUCCUCAUUGAUUAGUUAUUUGGUUACUUUGCCAAGUAUUCAGGUUACUCAGCUUAUGACACCAAGUGACUCGUGUGAAGAUACCCAGAUGACAGAAUAUCAGAGGUUAUUCCAGAGCAAAAGUACAGACUCGGAACCAGACAAAGACAGGUUAGACAUACCUAGCUGUAUGGAAGAAGAGUAUGUGCUGUCUUCAGAGCCAAGCUCCUCGCCAAGGGACUUCUCGCCCUCAAGCCGUCAUUCCUCACCAGGAUAUGAUUCUUCACCUUGUCAAGAUAACUCACCAAAGAGGUAUCUGAUACCCAAAGGAGAUUUAUCACCCAGAAGACAUUUGUCACCCAGGAGAGAUCUGUCACCCAUGAGGCAUCUUUCACCAAGAAAAGAAGCUGCAUUAAGAAGAGAGAUGUCACAAAGAGAUGUUUCCCCAAGAAGACAUUUGUCCCCAAGGAGGCCACUGUCACCUGGGAAAGAUAUCGGUGCGAGAAGAGACCUCUCCCCCAGAAGAGAGAGAAGAUACAUGACCACCAUCAGAGCACCAUCACCCAGAAGGGCUUUAUACCAUAACGCACCAUUAUCUGUGGGACAGUAUUUGCAAACAGAGCCAAUUGUAUUGGGGCCUCCUAAUUUAAGAAGAGGAUUACCUCAGGUUCCUUACUUCAGUCUCUAUGGAGACCAAGAAGGUGCUUAUGAACAUCACGGCUCCAGCCUUUUCCCUGAGGGUCCUAAUGACUAUGUCUUCAGUCAUCUUCCACUCCACUCUCAGCAACAAGUACGAGCUCCUAUCCCCAUGGUGCCAGUUGGUGGGAUCCAAAUGGUUCACUCCAUGCCGCAGGCCCUUUCCGGUUUACAACCUCCGCCCACAUUGCCUCUGCCAAUGGAGGGUUCCGAGGAGAAGAAAGGGGCUUCUGGGGAGGCCUUCGUUAAGGAUCCCUAUGUUAUUUCUAAGCAGUACGAAAAGCGAUCUUCGCAUGUCUUGCAGUCAUCUGGUUCACCUAGCACUCCCUCCUCUCCUCUGCUACUGAUGAAACAGAGCACUUCAGAAGACAGCCUAAAUGCAACAGAGAGGGAACAGGAGGAAAAUAUCCAGACUUGUACAAAAGCCAUUGCCUCUCUCCGGAUUGCCACAGAAGAGGCUGCUCUGCUUGGGCCAGACCAGCCAGUGCGGAUUCAGGAUCCCCAACAAAAACCCUUGGAAAGUGCACAUGCUAGUAUUAGACACUUUAGUGGACCUGAGCCAGGUCAGCCUUGUACCUCAGCUACCCACCCGGACCUGCAUGAUGGUGACAAGGACAAUUUUGGUACAUCACAGACUGCAUUAGCUCAUUCCACGUUUUACAGCACGAGUUGUGUGGAUGACAAACAGUUGGGCCUUCCGAGCAGCAAUGAGUUCUCUUCAAGCACAGAGGAAGGCAAUAAACCUUCAUCAGAAAAGAGUAAAUUACAUUGAUCUAGGAUGCAUGGAGACUUUCAUUUACACAUUUUCCCAUUUUUUGUUUUUCUAGAAAUAGAGGUAACCAAGUUGAUAGCAUGCCUGUCCUAAAUUACA
Molecule: messenger RNA, 7537 nt
Organism: Chrysochloris asiatica (Cape golden mole)
Lineage: Eukaryota; Metazoa; Chordata; Mammalia; Afrosoricida; Chrysochloridae
Gene: HIVEP2
Product: human immunodeficiency virus type I enhancer binding protein 2
Exons: 6
Coding region: 101-7438 (2445 amino acids)
Biological process (GO): regulation of transcription by RNA polymerase II
Cellular component (GO): nucleus
Molecular function (GO): DNA-binding transcription factor activity, RNA polymerase II-specific; RNA polymerase II cis-regulatory region sequence-specific DNA binding
Source: RefSeq, a predicted model, not a curated record